AAAUGAGGAUUUCUUAAUGGUCAGCCUUUACGAAUCACAUCGAGAGAUUGAAGAAAAGGAGAGAGACAAAGUGGAGCACCGAGGAGCAGCGACACCGUUCAAGCUGUUUUUUGACCCUAGAAAAGAUUUUGGAGUGGAUCUGCUGGUCCGGUUUGGGCUGGCUUUGUUAACUUAAAAACGGCUCCAAGGACAGAACCUUGUGAAAAAAUUAGAAGGGGCAAAGAGUAUAUGCAAGCUUUUCCUAAAUUCUUGAUUGCAUCCCCUUCAUUUCACGGUGGUCGUGGUGCCCUACCUUCAGCUGGUGGGCAUCCCGCAGAUCUUACAUUCCUUGCUGGUGGUGGGUGCUGAACUGCUGAUACAAGCGUCUUUAAAGUUGCGAGUGGAGCUAUAGUUGUUGGUUUAGGACUGCUUUUAUAAGAUGGUUUCAGUGAAAUGGCUUGAAGAUAAAAACUUUCGAACAAAGAGUAGAAAGUCUAAGCAGCUAGAGCAUUCUUGCUUGUUUCUUCAAGGUAUGGAUUUCCCUAUUUACAACUUUAGUAGUCAAUCUCUUGAGGAAAACACUUCAUUUGAAGGUAUGUCAUGCAUCACUGGGGAAGAACAAAGUAUGUUGGAUGCUGUUCUGCUAUCUCAGUGGGAAGACCGAAUGUUGAAAGGUUAUUUCAAAUAUGACGUCACAACUUCAGAAAUUAAGGUCAUUACUGGAAAGAUGAAGUUUCUUUCUCAAUUGAAUGAAGGGCAGAUAACAGAUCAUCAGUUCAAAUCUGAGGGAAAAAAACUCCAUGAGUUCUAUCCUCUUGUAUUUGACUGCAUGAAACACCCAGAGGAACUACUCUUUUGUCUUGCUAGCAGUAAGAAGGCAAAAUCUGAGCUUACUCCUUCAGCUGAUGUGCCUGACAGUGCCGUCUUAGUGAUCAUCAAUGUAACUCCUGUUGAAUAUGGGCACGUCUACCUGGUACCUUGUUUCUCAAACAAACUUUAUCCGUUCCUUGAUGCGAGAUCUAUUGAAAUAUCCACAAGGCUUGCUGCAGAAAUUAAUAACCAAUCAUUUCGCAUGUUUUAUGAUUGCUAUAGACCUAAUUUUUCUGCUGUAUAUUUUGAGGCUUGUUACCUUCCUCACCCUCUACCUGUGGAAUUCAGGCCUGUAAGUACUUUCUUUGGAGGUGGUAGGAGAGGGAUUCACAUAUGUUCUAUCAUAGAUUAUCCUAUUAAAACCCUCUCUUUCACGACCACCCAUAAUCUCAAAAUACUGGCGGCAGCUAUUUCUGAGAUAUGUUCCCAUUUAGAGGAAAAGAAUGUUCAAUAUAAUCUGAUGAUAUCUGAUUCUGGCAAAAGGGUUUUCUUGUUUCUUCAGAAAACUUGUGCAGCCUCUCGUGCAAUCUCAGCCUGGGAAUGUGGGGGUUACUUCUUGUAUGCAGAUAGGUAUGAAUUUGAUCAAGUUACUGAGGACGCCAUGCUUAAUCGACUGAGCAGUUUCUCCCUUGACGAUUGUGACUUUGAAGCUGUGAAGCAGCUUUGUUGCAGCAUUGCCAGUAAAUUCGAUGUUUGAUCUAAAAGCUUAUGAAUGCAUGUUUAUAUGGUGGAA
Molecule: messenger RNA, 1582 nt
Organism: Hibiscus syriacus
Lineage: Eukaryota; Viridiplantae; Streptophyta; Magnoliopsida; Malvales; Malvaceae
Product: GDP-L-galactose phosphorylase 1-like
Exons: 8
Coding region: 419-1546 (375 amino acids)
Biological process (GO): glucose metabolic process
Cellular component (GO): cytoplasm
Molecular function (GO): GDP-D-glucose phosphorylase activity
Source: RefSeq, a predicted model, not a curated record